AGUGUGUGGAAGACCUGGAGGUGUGUGAGAGCGUUCAAGUCCAAACUAAUCUAAGAACAAUUUGGCUUGGUCGUGUUUUUCCCUCGGUUACUGCUCCACUCGUGUCCGUGCUAAGCUAAAAACAAAUCACAGUGCGAAGCUCUCAUUUGUAAAGGGAACUGUAGUUUUCUGUGUCGCUGAUAUCCAUAACAGUAGCGGUCUUACGUCCCACCCGUGGACUACACUACCCAGAAACCACCGCUGUAGCUCGAGACAGAGUAAUCGAGAGGUGCUAAAAACUCCCAACGGCAGUAAAACCGUAAAAGCCGUUUGUUUCAGAGGUUUCAUUCAUUAUUACCCCACACGCUCGUGAUCUGUCUCGAACUACACACAGUUUGAAUAUUGUUGAACGACAUCAACGUUGAAUUUCUCUGCUAUCCAUUAUUUCGUUUUCCCUCCCCCGCCAUGAUGUUUUCUAAGUGAACAGCAGAGCUAGCUAACUAGCCAGGUUAGCCUUCAGGCUGUUGUGGAAGAAGGGAGGUGCAAUGGAUGGAUGCUUCGCCCCGCUACGUUUCACGUAUUUUGUCGUAGUUUAAACAGAAUGCGUCCUCUCCGGCACACCCGCGUGUUGAUCGUUAAACCCCGCGGCGUUGCGGGGGACUGCUAACCUCUCGGCGCAGUGUUAAUACAUGACCCGGGAGUGUCGGCGUUUGGUGGUAGUUUGAAGAUUAACGCUAGCUGGGGCUGUGGAAGCGGCUACACGCACAGCUAGCUCCUCCUCGCUGUCUACCAUCGCAUUCUUGUGUCUGCCGCUUCAGGAAUGUUCUCCAAAAAGCCUCAUGGCGACGUUAAAAAAUCUACACAGAAAGUGUUGGACCCGAAGAAGGAUGUGUUGACGAGGCUGAAACAUCUGAGGAUCGUCAUAGAAAACGCAGAGCCUGCAGAGCUGAAACAGUUCUUUGACGUGAACUACUCCCAUAUCUACUAUGUCUUCUUUGAAAACUUUGUUACCAUUGAGGUCAGCCUCAAGCAAAAAGGUCACAAGUCUCAGAGGGAGGAGCUGGACUCAAUCCUCUUCAUCUUUGAGAAAAUUCUCCAACUCCUUCCAGAGAGGAUCCAGAGCCGAUGGCAGUUCCACAGCAUCGGGCUGAUUCUCAAAAAGCUGUUACACACGGGGAACUCUUUAAAGAUCCGUCGUGAAGGAGUGCGUCUGUUCCUGCUGUGGAUGCAGGCGUUACAGAGUAAUGCAGAGCAGGAGCAGCUCUGCAUGUUUGCCUGUUUGAUUCCUGGCUUCCCAGCUCCACUCUGCCACGGGACACCACGUACCCUGGACACUCUGAUCAACCCCCAGCUGACUUUGACAGAGACUCAGGUGACCCCGGAAGAGAUCACUCCAUUGGUUCCUCCUCAGUCAGGCGACAAGAACCAGGAAGACCUCACUGCUUACUUCCUAGAAGCCCUAUUGAAAUACAUGGUAAACCAGGCCAAGUCUCUCGAGUGGCGUUGUAAAGAGAACCAUGAACGUGGCUUCAGCUUCCUCUUUGGUCACUUCAGGAAGUUUUACCUUCCUCACAUCUUCCCCAACUUUGCCAUGGAAACCAGCCUCUACAACCCCAUUAUGGACGUGCCUCCGAUGCGUCCUAAGCCUUACUACAGUGUGGUUCGCAGGGAGCAAGACGGGGGUGAGACCCUUUACUGCACCAAGGAGAGUUUCCUUCAGGCCAGAGUCAUCUUCAUACGCUGGCUGGUUUCCUUUUGGCUGGAGCCACGACCUAACACACAAACACACAUCCCAGGAACAGAGGGAGAGAGUGUCCCCAAGAACAUACAGCGAGCAGCAGCGGGCCUGGCAGCUCGCUCUGCAGGCAGCUCAGAAGACAGCGGCGGAGGCGUAAGCCGAUCAGACAGCCACCUGGAAAGUAGCGGGGGUUCCUCUGGGCCAGGAGGAGGCAGCAUGGGGCUAUCUGGGGGGUCCGGGUUCGGGGCUGACCCCGAGCAGAGCCACUCCAACACAUCUACCCUGACUGAGAGGGAACCCAGCUCCUCCUCGCUCUGCUCCAUGGAUGAGGAGCAGCUGACGGACAUGGAGGUUGUGAGAAGAGUGCUGACCUGCUCCAGAACCAACGUCAACUUCAUCACAGAGAUCUUUAGACAGGCAUUUCUUCUCCCCAUGUGUGAAGCGGCAGCGAUGCGAAAAGUGGUCCGUGUUUAUCAGGAAUGGAUCUCCAUGGAGGACAAACCAGUGUUUAUGAAGGAACCAGACGAGGGACAUUAUCCCAUUGCCACAGGUGGCAGUUUGGAUUCAGGCUCUCAGCAUGGGGACAAGGAAGACGAGGGAAUGAACAAAGUGAUUGACAGUGAAUUGCUGGAGUACAGUGUUCAUGCUGGAGUUCAGACUACACUACAGGUGUUUAUCACCCACUCCUCUAAUGUUUUUCUCAUCGAGCCUGCUAACGACAUCAAGAUCCUGUUAGAGGAGCAUGUCGACAUGUGCAAGCGAGUCCUGAACAUCUACCGCAGCCUCGUCAUGCACGAGACCAUGGACAAUAAAACAUGGGAGCAAAUCUUAUUGGUACUGCUGAGGGUGACAGAGUCUGUGAUGAAAAGACCUCCGUCCAUCAUGCCUCAGGGCAAGAAGAACAACACACUGUCGGGGAGACUGGCUGGACCUAUCUUUCAGACUCUAAUAGUAGCCUGGAUUAAGGGGAACUUAAACGUCUACAUCAGCAGGGAAUUGUGGGAUGACCUGCUCUCCGUCCUGUCCUCCCUGACAUGCUGGGAGGAACUGGUCACAGAGUGGUCUCUCACCAUGGAAACCCUCACCAAGGUGUUGGCCAGGAACCUGUAUACUGUUGAUCUCAACGAGCUGCCUCUGGACAAACUCAGUGAACAAAAACAGAAGAAACAUAAAGGAAAAGGUAUCGGUUCAGAGGGCCAGCGACAGAUUGUGGAUCGUUCCUUUUCUAAAGGCUGGAGCAGAGACCAACCAGUUCAGGCAGCAGCAAUGAGGCAGCGAAGUGCCACCACUGCUGGUUCACCGGGCAUUGAAAAGGCCAGGAGUAUUGUCCGCCAGAAGACUGUAGACCUCGACGACCCACCAAUCACGCUCACAUCCCGCGCCUCUCGGAUGCGUCACUCCUCCCAGAGCGACGAGGCCCCUCCCACCUCCUGUUCUGAGGUGUUCCAGGGUGGGACAUGUGACCUGGACGCCCUGGGCCCUUCAUCCCUCGCAAGGAGCAGCAGUGCCUCUGACAUCAUGGAGCCUUUCAUAGCAGAACGGGUCAAAGGUGAAGACCCUCAGAGGGAUCCCACUUCAAUCCCAAACCCCCACCAACAGCACCACUCAACCACUCCUUCUACACUCGCAGCCAACAGCCACACAGCUCAGCCACUUCCACACCCUCCCACCUCCCCCUCUCCCACCCCUCUUACCUUCUCCAAUGGUGUUGUUUCCUCGACCUCAGAGGGACAAGAUGAUGGUAGUGUUUAUGACCUUUUCUGGCAACAGAUUGGCUCUCGAAGCCGAGGUUCUAGCUCUGAUUGGGUAAGCGAUUGGGAUUCUGCCUUCAUUUCUUCAUCUGAAAAAGAAAGUUAUGCAGAAGAGGGUGAAAUGAGAGCCGGGGCAGAAGAGGAUGAUUUAUUCUUCUCUAUCAGGGACUACCUCACCAACAAAGGAGGUGAGAAGAAGGAGGAGGCUGGAGAGAGAGAUAGUCCUGGUCACACUUUAGAGAACAGUGUUACUUUACCUACGCCAGUGCAAACCGGGGUAGCAAGAGCACAAAUAGAAUCCACAGCACAGGUAGGAGAGGUGAGACAGGUGGUAACAGACAACAGGCAUGGAAGUAAGUCAGUGAGACACAGCAGUGUGGAUUCAACAGAGGAGAGUGAGGCAGAGCAGCGGAGCAUCUAUGAGUGCUUGGAGCUGCAGUGUCAGUGUCCGACACCCAAUGCCAGGGGAACCGCAAGCUUAGAAAGAACCACUGUGGAGAAAAAGGGAGGAGGAAAUACAGGGAAGGCAGCAGGACGGGAAGGUAAAUGUGACGUGUGGAGGGAAAUGGAAGAAAAUAAACAGGUUGUAAAAGAAGCAACAGGAAGUGAGAGGUCAAUUUUAAUUCAGCAAGAAAUGAACACAAUAGAAUCGAGCAUUGAAUCAAACCAAACCACCCAAACUUCAGAUCCAGCCAAGGUCAAGGUGCCUCGUAGUAGCACCAAGAGGCAACAUUCUGGGGGUGUUCAUGUCAGCUUCAGGCCCUCAACUGAGUCUGUCCAGUUCCACAACCCCCUCGAGAGUAAAGAGGCUCACUGGAAAGCCCGACUGCGUCGCCUCAGUCAUUUUCACACACACAGUCACUCAGCUGGGGAGAGGCCCGGGGCUGGAUCUGGGUCAGGGGGCAAGCUGGGAGCAAGCGGUUCAGGUAAGUUUGGCUCUGGGAUCAGCCACAGAGCAGGAGCACACGAGAAAUCGGUCUCUGGGACAGUUCCAGACGGCAGCGGGGUAGGGGGCACAGCAGGAGGCGGAGGUCUGGAAAACAGAGCCGGUAGUGGAGGGGACAAACAACAUCCGGGAUCCUGUGUGGGAUCCAGUCUGAGCUCUGAGGUACACACAGAGGCGCCAUCAGGCGUUACAGGUUCCUCGUCAGGGGUGCGUGGGCGCUUGGGACGUUCAGCCUUGCGAUCUCGAGCUUCCCGCUCCCGCUCCCAGGAGCCAGGCAGCACCUCCACGCGUCACCACCAGGGAGCCCUUCUCGGUGGCGUCUAUAAGACUGUGGUUCACGCUCUGUCCUCCAAACCCAGGCCCCGAGGUCAGGGGUCAUCCCAAGGCUCGUCGCCACAGAGGCAGGGCCGGGCUGCCAUGGGUGACGCAUCGCUAAGAGACCUCUACUCCCACGUCCUUGGCUACUUUGGACGAAAGACGACCGCGCCAGCCAAUAAAGAGGAGGUGGUCCAGAAAGCCCGCCCAGUCUCCAGUGAUGUUGGAAGCAGCAACCCAAAUUUCUCUGACCUCAUGGACGAGUUCAUCCAGGAGAGACUGAGGAGCAAAGGAACAGGAGGCCGUCGUGGCAGCAGCCCAGGAAGUUUGGAGGUCCCCAGGGACCUGCCCGAACUCCUAGAGGCUGGUCAGAGUCCUGGAUCACGACCCUCGGAUGAUCUUCGGCCCAUCGAUGAUCCGGGUGUUCCCUCUGAGUGGACGUCACCUGCAAGUGCCAGCGGUUCUGAUGUCAUCAGCUCGGACAGCCAGUCAGACUCCUUCAAUGCCUUUCAGUACUCAACCUGCAAGUUUGAUAAUUUCCCUUUCAGCUCAGAAUCUUGUGGAGGAGGAGUUGGAUCUGGGGCAGGAGGCCGGGGCAGCUCACUGGACCAGGACAGUCUGGGCGGGGGUGCAGCCAGCGAAGAACAUGAAGUAGCCAGUUUGACAACGCUUCACAUCGACUCAGAGACCAGCAGCCUCAGCCAUACUGUCACUGUUACCGGUUCUGAGAGUGCUUCUCCAAUGCAUUCUCUUGGAGGCUCUCGGUCCCAGACACCCUCCCCAGCUACGUUGACAGCAGAACAUGCUGAUCACACACACUCCCACUCUCACACACACCUGCAGCUGGACCAGAAGCUCCACAACUCUGUCCUGCAGACCCCUGAUGACCUGGAAACCAGUGAGUUUCCCAGCGAGGACUGCAGUGUGAUGGCGGGUGGUUCUCAGACUGGAUGGCACGCAGAUGUCGCCACUGUAAUGUGGCGGAGGAUGCUGGGCAUCCUGGGGGACGUCAAUAGCAUUAAAGACCCAGAGAUUCACGCUCAGGUCUUUGACUACCUGUGUGAACUGUGGCAAAACUUGGCCAAGAUAAGAGAUAAUUUGGGCAUUUCUCUGGACAACCAAUCAUCUCCACCUCCUCCUGGUCUGAUCCCUCCUCUGAGAAUUCUCACCCCCUGGCUCUUUAAGGCCACUAUGCUGACAGAGCGUUACAAGCAGGGGAAGCUUCACGCCUAUAAGCUGAUCUGCAGGAUAAUGAAAAGACGACAAGAUGUUUCCCCGAACACAGACUUUCUUACACACUUUUACAACAUCAUGCACCAAGGGCUGCUCCACCAAGACCAGGAUAUUGUGAACACCAUUAUCAAACACUGCAGUCCCAGGUUCUUCAGUAUUGGUCUGCCUGGAGCCACCAUGCUGAUUCUGGACUUCAUCAUUGCAGCUUCUAGAGUUACAGCCUGCUCCUCACUCAAUGCUCCAAGAGUAGAGGCUCAGAUCCUCCUCGGAUCUCUUGUGUGUUUUCCCAACUUUUAUGGGGAGCUUCCAGCCCUCCACCCCACCACAGCCGACGUGGUUCUUACCAAGUUCCCUGAUGUCAAGGAGCACAUUAUCAAAACCAUUCUGACAUCUGCCAGGGACGAACCUUCUGCUCCUGCUAGGUGUGUGGCUUUGUGCAGUCUGGGUGUCUGGCUUUGUGAAGAGCUGGCUCACGGGACUCAACAUCCACAGAUUAAAGAUGCUCUCAACGUCCUCUGUGUUACUCUGAAGUACCCCAACAAGAGUGUAGCACUGGUGGCGUCGGACAUCCUUCACCUCCUUAUCAGUUACAUGGAUCAUCUUCAGAAAUUCCCCCCCGACACUCCAAAGAAGAUCGUAGAGAUUUUGAUUGCAACCAUCACAUACUUGCUGCCUACUACCGAGUAUUCUCCUCAUGAACUUGACAAGAGGCUGGUAGUUUCCCUGCUGUUGUGUCUGUUGGAUUGGGUGAUGGCUCUGUCUCCAAAGAUUCUCCUUCAGCCUGUUCAAACUCCAGAAAGGGACCAGCCCACAAAGACUCUGCUCAGCUGUAUUUAUAAGGUAUUGCACGGUUGUGUGUAUGGAGCACAGUCUUUCAACAGUCCUAAGUAUUACCCACUGCAGCUGUCAGACCUGCUGAGUGCAGAUUAUGACCCGUUCCUGCCGUUAGAGAGUCUCAGAGAACCAGAGCCGCUGCACAGCCCGGACUCAGAGCGAUCCAGCAAACUACAGCCUGUCACUGAAGUUCGUAGCCGUAUUCAGCAGGGCCUGGUUUCCAUCGCAGCCAGAACAGUUAUCACCCACCUAGUCAACCACCUCGGACAUUAUCCCAUGUCCGGAGGGCCGGCUACGCUGUCCAGUCAGGUGUGUGAGAACCAAGACAACCCGUUCUGUGAGAGUGCUGAUCUGGGACCAGAACUUUUCCAUUCACCAAAUCUGCAGUUCCUGGUUCUGAAUGGGUCCACACUGCUCUCUGUGCUUCAGUUGAAGGUCAAGGUCACUGUGACCUCACAAAGCUCAUGCAUGCCGCUCAACAUCCCCGCCCCUCCUCCAGCUUGCGUUUCGGAAAAGCAGGAGAACGAUGUGAUCAAUGCCAUCCUAAAGCAGAGUGCCGCUGAGAGAGAGUUCGUCCUUCAUAGAGGUGAGGAGUUGAACAUGAGAGCACUGCAGCAGACUGAACCGGAGACCCAGACACCACAGUCAGCCUUCUACUACUGCAGACUACUCAUCAACAUACUGGGACUCAACUCCUGGGAGAAGAGGAGUAACUUUCAUUUGUUGAGAAAGAAUGAGAAGUUACUGAGAGAACUGAAGAACCUGGACUCACGGCAAUGCCGUGAGACCCAUAAAAUCGCAGUAUUUUAUGUGGCUGAGGGCCAAGAAGACAAACACUCCAUCCUCACCAACACAACAGGCAGCCAGGCCUAUGAAGACUUUGUCUCUGGACUGGGCUGGGAGGUGGACCUCACCACUCAUUGUGGCUUCAUGGGAGGUCUCCAAAGGAACCGCAGUACAGGCCAGACCACUCCUUACUAUGCCACUUCUACCACCGAGGUUAUCUUCCAUGUCUCCACCCGCAUGCCCCAUGACCAAGACCACAACCUCACCAAGAAGCUGAGACACCUGGGUAAUGACGAGGUCCACAUCGUCUGGUCGGAACAUUCCAGAGACUACCGUCGAGGAAUCAUCCCCACUGAGUUUGGAGAUGUGCUAAUCAUCAUCUACCCCAUGAAGAACCACAUGUACUCCAUCCAUAUUCUCAAAAAACCUGAGGUGCCGUUCUUUGGUCCACUCUUUGACGGGGCCAUAGUGGACAUGAAGAUCUUGCCCACCAUGGUCAGAGCCACAGCCAUCAAUGCCAGUCGAGCUCUCAAGUCCCUCAUUCCUCUCUACCAGAACUUCUAUGAGGAGCGAGCUCGGUACCUAGAAACCAUCGUGCAGCACCACCAGGAGCUGACCACGUUUGAGGAUUACGCAGCUCGAGUGUACAGUCCUGCCCCCUGUACUCACCUGCCAUCCGACACAGGCUCCUGCCUCGAGAUUCUUCGGGGAGAAAGUCCGGCUCUUGGGGAGGCCGGGAGCGACUCGGCGUCCCCCAUGUCUCCUCGGACUAGCAAGAGCCGCAUGUCCAUGAAGCUGCGACGCUCCUCUGGAUCGGCCAAUAAGACUUGAUGUAUCCAGGUUACUUUGUAUAUUGCUGGACAACAAAAACUGUUUGGCCAAUCAUUGCACUUAAAGCCAUUAAAGCUGUAACAAAUCAAAAACGUACUUAUCUUGGCUAAAUUCACAAACGUAUUAUUAUUAACGGUGUUGAGGCAGAAAACAACAGAAACAGCAUCAUCCUCUCACCUCCAGUAUGUUGAUGUUCUGAUCAGCCACUGACUCUGUGGCACAGUUGUACUCUGAGAAUAACCUGAAUAUUGAUUUUGAUAUUUCAUGGACUACACUGUACUGUACCCUUAUUUUGAAAUUGCUCACAGCUGCUGUAUUUAUUCUCAGCUUUGCUUGCGCAAACCCCCCCCGACAGUUGAGUGAGAGCUGCAGCAUGCUGCCUGUACACUGCAGUAUUACUUCAUAAUCUGUGCCAUGUUAAAGAUUGCAAAAAAUCGAAUUAGUGCCACAUUAUACACUGUCUUUGGAGAGCACAUGUAAUGACCCCCAACAGAGAGCAGAGUCUCCUCAGUCUCUGUGUGUUGUGUCGUUGCCAUGGGGAACUUGUAUAUUUGUACUAUACCGACAGAACUUUGAGUUUUGAUAUAUGAAAACAGAAACGAGUGAUGGCGGUGAGUUGCAUGGAGAAAGCAAGAUAAAAGUCUAUUUUUGUUCUCGGUGCAGCAUCAGGCCUUUAUAGAUAAAAGGCAGCGGUAGCUUUCUAUUCAGUCCUCGCAAAAUGUAAAUAGAACCUUGCUCAUUUGUUAACAAAAAACAAACAUCUUGUGGACGUAGCAUUCUCUAGCCAAAACUGUUUUCUGUUUGCAUUCAGCGAAAGAGCUCCUUUGUCUCACUCUCAGACACCAACUUUUCUCUGACUCCUGUGACGUAAGGAACAGAGUUACUGUGUGAAGAGCAGCAGUGAUGGAGUGAUGAUUUGUAAUUCAUAAAGGAGACAAAAGCAUUUUCUAGAGAAAGCUCAUCGAACAAACUUCUACUUAUUUCUGGCUCAUGCUGUAAAAUGUGGACAAGCACUGACGUUCAUUACAUUUAUUUUACCUCUCUUUUUUUUAUUGACUGUAAAAUGUGUUUUGCUCCAAACCAGAGUUUUGCUGUAUUUUAAGUCACUCUGUUGUCUGAUGCAACGGAACCACAGCUUUUCUUCCCUUGUUCGAAUACAUAUAUAUAUAUUUGUGUGCCUGCGUGAGUUUGUUUGUAUUAUGUGU
This is a messenger RNA of Paralichthys olivaceus (Japanese flounder), 9618 nucleotides long. Lineage: Eukaryota; Metazoa; Chordata; Actinopteri; Pleuronectiformes; Paralichthyidae. The record is from RefSeq and is a predicted model, not a curated record.